Messenger RNA from Triticum turgidum subsp. durum (durum wheat), 225 nucleotides. Lineage: Eukaryota; Viridiplantae; Streptophyta; Magnoliopsida; Poales; Poaceae. The record is from the annotation of a GenBank genome assembly.
AUGGGAGGAGGCCAAAAGGGUCUGGAGACUGCGAUCGUGUGCCUACUCGUGCUGGGGCUGGUCCUGGAGCAGGUGCAAGUAGAGGGCGUGGAUUGCGGCGCAAACCCCUUCAAAGUGGCCUGCUUCAAUUCUUGCCUUCUCGGUCCUAGUACAGUGUUCCAGUGCGCAGAUUCUGUGCUUGUCGAGUCCCCGCUAACUUGGCCUCUGCACGCAGCUCCGAUUUGA